Messenger RNA from Larimichthys crocea (large yellow croaker), 680 nucleotides. Its product is annotated as lysozyme C. Lineage: Eukaryota; Metazoa; Chordata; Actinopteri; Sciaenidae. The transcript has 4 exons. The record is from RefSeq and is a predicted model, not a curated record. Gene Ontology annotation, molecular function: lysozyme activity. The coding region runs from base 99 to 530 and encodes 143 amino acids.
GAACCAGAGCAACCACAACAGUUUCAGCUGAGCUCCUGAACUAUAAAAGGAGAUUUAGCAGCAGUUGUGGAAACAUUCGCUCCAGCAGAGAGUCCAUCAUGAGGUCUCUGGUGUUUCUGCUCUUGGUAACUUUGGCCAGCGCUAAAGUCUACCAGCGUUGUGAAUGGGCCAGAGUCAUGAGGGAUAAUGGGCUGGACGGCUUCCACGGUUACAGCCUGGCAAACUGGGUUUGUCUGUCCAAGUGGGAGUCAGGCUACAACACCAGAGCCAUCAACCACAACACUGAUGGAUCCACUGACUUCGGCAUCUUCCAGAUCAACAGCCGCUGGUGGUGCAAUGACGGCAUCAUCCAUUCAUCAAAUGCAUGCCACAUCCAGUGCAGCCAGCUUCUGACUGAUGAUGUCAGUGUGGCGAUCAACUGUGCCAAACGUGUCGUUCAGGAUCCCAACGGCAUGAAAGCCUGGGUGGCCUGGCGGCGUCACUGCGAGAACCGUGACGUGAGUGCCUAUGUGGCAGAUUGUGGCCUUUAAUCAACACAAUGGAAACAGGACAGUGUCAUCGGCAUAAUAAAAUUCUCCCAUUUUAAGAUGAAGGGGAUUAAAAGGUUCCUGCUGUUUCUGUGUGAUGUGACAGGAGUUUAACAGUUACUACUAAACAAAAAGACCUUAAGUCAUAGUAAA